Sesamum indicum (sesame) is the source of this 2607-nucleotide messenger RNA. It is a transcript of the gene CRR2, whose product is annotated as Tetratricopeptide repeat (TPR)-like superfamily protein. NCBI's taxonomy places the organism in Eukaryota, Viridiplantae, Streptophyta, Magnoliopsida, Lamiales, Pedaliaceae. Gene Ontology annotation, biological process: RNA modification. Gene Ontology annotation, molecular function: zinc ion binding; RNA binding; protein binding. The record is from RefSeq and is a predicted model, not a curated record.
AACGUUGGUGGCGGUGUGAGAGUACCUAGUUUGCCAUUUUUCUAGUGAACUACUGAAGUCUGUGGCGGUGAGCCUGAGCUAGUUCACGAGUACAGUCUGCAAAUUAGCAAACAAUCUGAGUAUUUAUUGCCGAGGGCAGCAAAUCAACGCAGUUAUUGUACAAUUCUGAAGCGAGGAAAGAUAAUACCAAGUGAAUCCGAAUGUUCCAAUUUCAGACUCCUCAAACUCUCCAGCCCACUAUCCUUCCAGCACUCUUCCACCACCAGCGCCACUGCAUCACAGCCGCUUUCCGCCCUUCGCCUGCCUCUUCUGUGACGCUUACAAUCUCCUCUCCCACCACCAAUAAGAACCAUUCAAUCCAAUCUCUCUGCAGAAAGGGUCAAUUGAAACAAGCUAUCCACUUGCUAUCGCACGAGCAGAAUCCCACCCAAUAUACUUAUGAGCUUUUGUUACAGUCUUGUGUCCGUGAGAAGAGUUUAGCGGAUGCGCUUACUGUCCACAGGAGCCUUAUUGAUAAUGGGUUUGAUCAGGACCCCUUUUUGGCGACAAAGCUCAUUACUCUGUACUCUGAACUCGAUUCCAUUGAACACGCUCGCCAGGUGUUCGAUAAAACUACACACAGAACCAUAUAUGUCUGGAAUGCAAUUUUCCGUGCUCUGUCUCUAUCGGGUUUGGGAGAAGAGGUUCUGAAUUUGUACAGGAGAAUGAACCGGAUUGGGAUGCGUUCUGAUAGGUUCACUUACACGUAUGUUCUUAAGGCAUGUGUCGUUUCGGAUUCUGGACUUUCUUCUCUUUGGGCGGGGAAGGAAAUUCACGCGCAUGUUUUACGACAUGGUUAUGAAAGCCAAGUCCAUAUUAUGACUACUUUGGUUGAUAUGUAUGCGAAAUUUGGAUGUGUGGAGAAUGCUAAUCUUGUCUUCUCUUCCAUGCCAGUGAAGAAUCUGGUUUCUUGGAGUGCACUAAUUGCAUGUUUCGCAAAGAAUGAUAGGCCUUUUGAAGCAUUACGGCUGUUCCGUGAGAUGAUGCUUGAGAGUGGGGAUAUGUUGCCCAACUCAGUCACCAUGGUCAGUGUGCUUCAAGCUUGUGCUGCAGUGUCUGCACUGGACCAGGGGAAGUUGAUACAUGGCUACAUACUUAGGAAAGGCCUUGAUUCAAUUUUACCAGUUAUGAGUACCCUUGUAACAAUGUAUGCUAGAUGUGGUGAUCUUGACUUAGGGAAAAAUGUUUUCAAUCAGAUGGAUAAGAGGGAUAUUGUUUCUUGGAAUUCCUUGAUUUCAAGUUACGGGAUUCAUGGCUUAGGAUCAAAAGCUCUUGCUGUUUUUCAAGAGAUGGUGCAGCUAGGCAUUUCACCUAGUCCGAUAUCAUUUGUUAGUGUUUUGGGAGCUUGUAGUCAUUCAGGUCUGGUUGAUGAAGGAAAAAUAUUAUUUGAUUCUAUGGUGACAGAAUACGGAAUUUACCCUACCAUGGAGCAUUAUGCUUGUAUGGUAGAUCUUCUUGGCCGAGCAAAUAGAUUGUAUGAAGCGGCUAAGAUCAUUGCAGAUAUGCGGGAUGAACCAGGACCCGAGGUUUGGGGUUCUCUUCUUGGAUCAUGCAGAAUUCACUGUAAUGUUGAACUUGCAGAGAGGGCAAGCAGAAGGCUCUUUGAGCUUGAACCGAGAAAUGCAGGGAAUUAUGUGCUACUGGCUGACAUUUAUGCAGAGGCAAAAAUGUGGGAUGAGGUCAAAAGAGUGAAGAAGCUUUUGGAAGCUAGCGGCCUGCAAAAGGUGUCGGGCUGUAGCUGGAUUGAAGUUAGACGGAAAAUUUACUUGCUUAAGUCUGUUGAUGAGUUAAAUCCGCAAAUUGAGCAAAUUCAUGCUUUUGUUGAAAACUUAUCAAAGGAGAUGAUGAAGAAGGGCUAUGUGCCACAGACCAAAGACAUUCUUUAUGAUCUUGAUUCUGAGGAAAAAGAGCGAAUUGUGUUGGGUCAUAGUGAAAAAUUAGCAGUUGCAUUUGGAUUAAUAAAUUGCAGUAAGGGAGAAACCAUCAGGAUUACCAAGAACCUCAGGUUAUGUGAAGACUGUCAUUCUUUCACUAAGUUUAUUUCCAAGUUUGCAGAUAGAGAAAUUUUGGUUCGUGAUAUUAAUCGGUUCCAUCAUUUCAAAGAUGGGGAAUGCUCAUGCAAGGAUUAUUGGUAACUUGUAAAGGAGAACUUCGGUUGCCCGUACUCAUCAUACAUGUCCUUGUCAGAACAUCCCAUGAAGGUUGCAAAAGACUUGUAUAUGUACAUCUUUCUAGGGACGAUCAAGUGGCUCAACAAUGACACUUUAUUCUUAUGAAAGAUAGAAAAUUGGUUCGAGUGCAAAGUGGAGGUAUGAAACCCGCUUUGACCCCCCUAUAAAAAACAAAAAGGAACUUUGUAUAUGUAGAUAUAUUCCUAUUAUAGUAUUUAACUUGGUCGUUUCCCGAGUACUAGCUAAAGUGUUUCAUGUAUCACGAGGGUUCAGCCUGGGCAAUCUACUAAUCAACCUCCAGCUUGCACUGUUGUCCAAAUAUGUAGAGGUUAUAAUGGAAUUUUGUAAGUCAUAUAUAUACGUGAAUGAAAGUGGGAACUUGUCAUUUAUUUAUGGG